Conger conger (European conger) is the source of this 4993-nucleotide messenger RNA. RefSeq names its product M-phase phosphoprotein 8 (gene mphosph8). The record is from RefSeq and is a predicted model, not a curated record. Gene Ontology annotation, molecular function: protein binding. NCBI's taxonomy places the organism in Eukaryota, Metazoa, Chordata, Actinopteri, Anguilliformes, Congridae. Gene Ontology annotation, cellular component: cytoplasm; nucleus. The transcript has 15 exons. Bases 166 to 3444 code for a protein of 1092 amino acids.
ACCGCCCAGUUCUCUCACGAUCCUGUCGCUGAAAAACAGUGCAUCUUGCAGUCUGGGUGCGGUAGCGAACAGUCUUUAGAGGGCUUAAGUUUGAUAAAGAUAAGGUAAAAUAAGUAAAUGUAACACUGCUCACUACAACGCAAAGAAACAAUCAAACCGAUCAAAAUGGGGGAAGCGGCCAACGGAGCCGAAAGGUUUGAACCUGGAGACAGCGAGCAAGACGAGGAGGAUGUAUACGAGGUGGAGAGUAUUAUUGACAUGCGUAUGGGGGAGGGUGAGAUCCUGUACCGCGUGCGGUGGAAGAACUACACCGCCGAGGAGGACACGUGGGAGCCGGAGGCCAACCUGGAGGACUGCAUGGAGGUGCUCCUGGCCUUCAGGAAGAAGGUGACGGAGAGCAAGGCCAUGAAAGAGGUGCCUGCGGUGGAGGUGGUGCAGGCGGUAGGCUCUAGUGCAGUGCAGGAACGUCAGCUGGCAGUGGCGUCCAGGUGCAUUGUGGAAACCCAGGAGGAGAAGGAGGAGAAGGAGGAGAAGGAGGAGAAGGAGGAGGAGAAGGAGGAGGAGGAGCAGGUGCAGUUGGCAGCCAGUAGGCUGCAGAGCGACCUGACGCCCAAGAAACUGCCUAUGAAGAGUGACCUGUUCAAUGCCGACUCUGAGAGUGAUAGUGACAAGCCAGAAGUAUCAUCCCCUAGAAAAAAGAAGAAAAAGAAUUUGGUGGAGGACCUUUCUCCAGAAAUGGAUACAAAAAAGAAGAAGCAGAAAAAGGAAAAGAAGAAAUGGAAGCAGGAGAAGGUUCUGCCAGGGCCAGAGUCAGACAGGAGUGAGACUGAUGAUGAGGACAGCGCUCCAGCUCCAGCCCCGCCUUGUGCUCCCAACGCCACUGAGCCCAAGCAGACCUGUGGGUCGGACGAUGGCGAGGAGGCCAUCGUCACUCCCAAGAAGCGGAAGAAAGAGACGUCCAAAGACACUGGGAAGCACAGGAGGGCCGAAGCCAAAGAUGCAAAAAAGCCUAAGAAAGAGGGCAGAGAGGGGAAGAAGAGGAAGGAAAACUGCAAAAUGCUGGAUUCCAGUGAGGAGGAGGACCAGUCGGCCACUGCUGAAGGUGAACUGAGUGAAGCUUCCGAGCCGCAGACCGCGAAGGCUGCCCAGCCGGCAGGGAAGCCCCAUUCUGUGCAGGGGGAAGAGCCGAUGACCAUGAAGGCCAAGCAGAAGCAAAGCAAGCCAGGGCUGAAGCUGCAAGGUAUCAGAGACCUCAUUCAUGAGAAGAAGAGCAAGAAGCCCCUGGCUCAACCCACUGAGAAGGAGAACGCCCAUCAGAAGUUAAAGAACUUAAUGAACCUCAAGAGCCAGAGGCCCCCCAGGAGCGUCGGCGAAGACGAACCCAGUCGCCUCUCUUCAGACUCCAGCGAAGUGGCCGCUGUCAUCUCUGUCAAGAAGAAGAGCAAAGUGCUGGAGGCUGCUAGCCAGGGUGCAUCAUCCUCACCCUCCUCUUCCUCUUGCUCCUCCUCAUCAGCAGCUGUUGCCACCAUGGAGGAAGAGGCCAAGCUGCAGAGCAGGUCGGCCUCGGGCCCAAAGGGCAAAUCCUCAUCCAUGGCGAAAUUGGAGGACAGCGCUGAGAAGGACCUCCCUCCGUCAACCAACCUGUUUGAGAAGUUUCUGCUGAACUGCGAGGCCAAGGACAGGGUGUCCCGGAGGCAAUCCACCCAUCCCACCACCCUGGAGAACCGAGCUGAACAGGCCAAGCCUAUCACACCAAAGACAACGGGGAAGGCUGAGAAAAAGGCAAAAACGUUGAAGGAAUCGCUGGCCCAGAAACUGGCACCCGACAAGAUGGAGAAGGCCAAGAAGGACACCAAGAUGCCGGGGGCUCCAGGCCCAGCGAAGAACCCUGCCGUCCUGGAGGUGGAGGAGAAGCAGGGGAAGAGUGAAAAGAGCGACGGUCAGGGCACGAAACGGGAGAAGAGCGACAGACAGUUGGAAAGGAAGGAGCAUACGGACUCUCCGGAAAAGCAGACGACAGAAGAGGCGACCGAGUCCAGAGAGCUGGGAGUAGCCUGGGAGAAAACGGGGGAGGUACAAGAGCGUAAAGAGAGGGUGGAGGAGCUGAGAGAGAGGAGGGAGCGGACCCAGGACGCAUGGGGGUGCCGGUUUGAGAAGAAGAAGGCAGUGACGACAAUGGUGACGGAGGGGGCGUCUCCCGAGUCUGCGGACGAGGCGGCUGCACCCGGGAGGGUAAAAGAGAGGAGGAGGCGGCGGGAGGACAGCGAGCCACGCCUGUAUAUCGCCUGCGAGGACAAUCAGGACUCUCUGGACCUGUUGGAGCACACCGACAGGACUAAAGAACUGACCCCUGCAGGACUCGGGCACACCCACAGGACUAAAGAGCUGACCCCUGCAGGACUUGGGCACACUGACAGGACUAAAGAGCUGACCCCUGCAGACAAGGGCCAAACUUCUCUGAACAUUGGGGUAGAUCUCAAACUGGACUGGAUGACCCUGGAGGACUUCCAGAAACACCUCAACGGAGACGAUGAGAUUCGUUCGGCCAUAGGCUUAUCUCCAAGUGAACUCCGGGAUGCAGUCAAAGGCGGAGACUACCUGGCAGUAAAGCUGGCCCUUGGUUCUAAAGAUGACUACAAUCUGGACCAGGAGGACUCGAGCGGGAUGUCUUUGACCAUGCUGGCUGCAGCGGGCGGGCGGGACGACAUGCUGCGGCUGCUGAUCAGGAAGGGCGUGAGGGUGAACGGCAGGCAGAAGAACGGCACCACCGCACUCAUGCACGCGGCCGAGAAGAACUUCCUGUCCACCGUGGCCAUUCUCCUGGAGGCCGGGGCCUACAUCAAUGCGCAGACACUGGUGGGUGAGACGGCCCUCAUGAAGGCAUGUAAGAGGGGGAAUGCAGACGUGGUGCGCCUCCUACUGGAGCAAGGGGCCGACUGCAACAUCCUGUCCAAGCACCAGAACAAUGCCCUGAAUUUCGCCAAGCUCAGCAACAACAUGAUCGUCUACGACCACGUGAAGGACCACAUGACCCUGCUCUCCAGCGUGGCAGAGGAGACGAUCAGGGCAUACUUUGAGACCCGGCUGGCCCUACUGGAACCCGUUUUCCCCCUGGCCUGCCAUCGACUCUGCGAGGGACCUGACUUUUCCCUGGAGUUCAGCUACAAACCGCCCCCACACAGUCCUGUGGAGGGGUCAGGGAUUCUCCUCUUUGUCUUCCACGCCAACUUCCUGAGUGAGAUCACGGCAAGGCUGUGUGGGCCCUGCAGCGUCCAUGCGGUGGUCCUCAACGACAAGUUCCAGCUGCCCAUCUUCCUGGACAGCCACUUCAUCUACUCCUUCAGCCCUGUGCCAGGAACCAAUAAGCUCUUCAUACGGCUGGCAGAGUCCCCCACUGCCAAGGUCAAGUUGCUGAUCUGUGCGUACAGAGUACAGGUACAGUGAUGUGCAGCCCUCUGGGUCAAAGGUUACGGUUGAGCCCUGCCCAAUCGCAAGGGUGCGCCAAUAACCAGAAAUGCGGCACAGCCCACACCUUCCGGGAGGAGUUCUGCCAAAGAGGAUACGCGAGUCGCAGGGGCCACGCCUGUUUUCCCAGGACUCCAGCCCCGGGCCGGGGACAGCGGACACGUGCAAGGGCUCCAAAAGGGUGCAGCAGACACUGCCUGUGUUUUAACGCCCUUUGGGCCUGUGGCUAGUUGUUCAAAGCUGACAGACCUAUUGCGUGCUUUGUUGGGAGCUGCCUUCACUGAGAGCCAUGAAAGGAAGACAUUCCCUUUGCUCCUGUGAUCUUAUCCGCACAAGUACAGGAGCGGGAAAUGCUGUAAAAGAAGCCAUUGUUUUUGUUUUUUUGGUGGGAUGGGGAUGUGUGGUGACAGUUGAAGAUGGCGGUACAGUUCAAACUGGGCAUUUUUUCGUGGGUACUGAAGUUUUGUCUUUUAAUGAUUAUUUAUUACCUCAGAGUUGCCGGCUCUUUUCACAUGUUCUCUCUGGUCUGAGAGGCAGGCUGCGUAGAGGCCAGAGUGUGCACACAACAGGCCAGGGUUUUGCUCCAUGCGCCCAAAACUCACUUUUGCUUGUUUUAUUGCCGUUUGGUCCGUUUUUUGUUUUUUUUGCUAAAGAUAAGCAGCUACACUGCGAACAAGCGUUUUAGUCUUGUAAUAAGACUCAAGACCUUAAGUUAUUCUCUCGUUUAGAAAAUAAUGAGCUUGUUUUAAGUUACACUUAAGACUAAAAUACUUGUUUUUUUGCAGUGUCUGCAGAAUGGGAAAAGGGGUUCAGUCCAUUUUGUCGCCGUGAGGAUGAGAGAAAAUAUUGUGUGCUGUACAGCAAAGGCGUUUGACUGCUGGCAAAGUGGCCAUCAGAACCCUGUUAAUGUAUUCACCAAUCUGGUGAUCGAAAUCAGAUUUUGAUGAGCGUUUGUUGCCAAUGGCAAGCAUUUCAAAACCAAAUCAAGGCCAUAUCUCCUGGGUCAUCAGUAAUCAGUUCCUACUGUUUAUGAUACUUUUUAUUUUUUCACAACCAUGACACUUGGCCCAGAUUUAACAUUGAUUUGCAGCCAUGUUUUAAAGAAAAAGGCUUCUGACAAUUGCUAUAUGGUUGUGCACUAGCAGGCAGCACUGACCUGAGUACAGAUGAGCAUUGAUUUAUAAAAAUAUAUUUGUGUAAAGGAAUGCACCCACAGGUUCCCAUUUACCAUUGUCUACACAAUGGAUACACUGGCACUUUGCUUAGGGGUCCACCAUUUCCUUUUCUGUUUAAGCUGUAUAUACUGUACCUUUUCAUGACAUUUCUUUUUAUCCAUGUAAACAAAAACAUGUUUUACAGUUCAGUUCAGUUAAAUAUACAUUAAAGCCAUUACCAACCAUCCAGUGAAUGUUGUAUGCAGGACUGAAAGUGGAUUUCCUCCCAACACAAGAAAAGGCUAAAAUAAUUUACACCAAGCUUCCUUCACGUCAGCCAACUCAUUCCCAUAAUAAAGCACCACACCAACCAA